Rhinopithecus roxellana (golden snub-nosed monkey) is the source of this 608-nucleotide messenger RNA. RefSeq names its product fatty acid binding protein 9 (gene FABP9). The transcript is spliced from 5 exons. Gene Ontology annotation, molecular function: fatty acid binding. Bases 76 to 477 code for a protein of 133 amino acids. Gene Ontology annotation, biological process: fatty acid transport. Gene Ontology annotation, cellular component: nucleus; cytosol. Lineage: Eukaryota; Metazoa; Chordata; Mammalia; Primates; Cercopithecidae. The record is from RefSeq and is a predicted model, not a curated record.
CACACCCUGGAGGAAGGAAAUCUGCACAGGGAAACCAAGAAGAACUAAACAGUGGCUCUUCUCAGCAAGUGUUCCAUGAUGGUCGAGCCCUUCUUGGGAACCUGGAAGCUGGUCUCCAGUGAAAACUUUGAGGAUUACAUGAAAGAACUGGGAGUGAAUUUUGCAGUCCAGAGCAUGGCAGGGUUAGUGAAGCCGACAGUAACUAUUAGUGUUGAUGGGAAAACGAUGACCAUAAGAAUGGAAAGUUCUUUCCAGAACACUAAGAUCUCCUUCAAGCUGGGGGAAGAAUUUGAUGAAACCACAGCAGACAACCGGAAAGUAAAGAGCACCAUAACAUUAGAGAAUGGCUCAAUGAUUCAUGUCCAAAAAUGGCUUGGCAAAGAGACAACAAUCAAAAGAAAAAUUGUGGGUGAAAAAAUGGUAGUGGAAUGUAAAAUGAAUAAUAUUGUCAGCACCAGAAUCUAUGAAAAGGUGUGAAGAAAGGUCCACAGCAAUGAAAACUUGUUCACUGACAGGGAACUGGUACUUGAAGAAGAUAUGCCUCAGGGCUAGUGACUUUUUAAAAAAUGUCUCAAUAUAAAUUUGCUCAAUAAAAACAUCAAAUUAAG